GUUCCAGAGGUAGUUACUGUUAAUAAUUACUUGUAUAAUUUCUGGAAAUGUUUUAUACUCUUUGGGUUUUAUAUAAAUUCGAUCAUACUGCAAUACUACUGAGGAACCUGCAUUUUCUCCUUAGUAACACAUCUUGGAAAUUUCUCCCUGCCCCUGCCUACAGAUCUACCCCCUUCUUUUUGAGGGCUGCAUUGUAGUCCCUUGCAUGUAGGGCCAUUCUUUAUGUAACUAGUCCCCCUUUGCUUAGCAUUCUAAUUGCUUCUGAUUCUUGCUAUCAUGAACAACUGCCACAGUAAACUUCUUUGCACCCAGAGCUUUGGUUGUUGCUACAAAUAAACCCACAGGAUAAAUUCCUAGGAGAGUAGCUGCUGAGUCAAUUUAAUUGGUCAACUGUAAGAGACAGUGUCAACUCACUUCCAAAGAGACUGCAACAACUGACACUUUCUUCCCACCCCCAGUAAAUGAGAAUGUGUGUGUCCUGCAUUUUCACCAGCUCCAGGUAUUAUCAAACUUUAUAAUUUAUUAAGUAAACUGUUACUUAAAAAAAGAGAGUAAUACCACACAUAUGUGGAAUAGCCAAUACGUAUUAAAUGAUCUCAUCUGCAGAGAUGAAUGCUCACAAUCACCUUGAAUAGAGGGCAGGGAAUUGCAGGGAGUCAGACCAGGCUCUGAACAUCAGCUCCACUCUUUAUUAUCCCUGUGACCUGAGACGGGUUCAUUAAGCUUUUCUGUCUACAGACUGGCGAUAUUAAUUGAAAUAAAGCAUGAGAUAGCUCCUAGAACCACAGUAUGGAACCCAGUAAACAUUCAUGAUUAUUACAAAACAAACCAGAAUGUCAGAGUCCCUGGCACGUUUGAGAAUGAAUCUGGUAGUAACAGAGAACUGGUUUUUAUUUCCCCAUCCUUCCUGCUACUUCCCGCUAGGUUGCUUAACUUCCUACUACUUCCCGCUAGGUCGCUUAAUGUCUUUAAAUUUUCUUGUGUAUAAGAUGUCAAUUUAGAUCCUGCCUAUUAACUUACUGAUCCAGACUGGCAGGGUUGAGGCACAACCACAGGGCAUUUUUCACUCCCUGGAAGAUGCAGGCAGCAUCACAGCAACAGAAGACAGGCGGCAUCUCACUCAGGUCUAUGUCUGUCACUGAGGCAGUGGGAGAAGUUUGGGGUCAGAUCCAUUUAACUGCAGUCCUGCUUCUGCCCCUUGAGAGCCAGGUGACAUGGGGCAAAUUCUUAUAGCCACCAAGCCUCAGUUUCCUCAAUUCUAAAACAUGGGAUCACAGUAGCCACAUCAUGGCAUUGUUGUGAGUAUGAGGUAAGUAAUAGUCUAUGAAAGCAUUCAGCAGCUGACUCUGGUGAAAUGUUCAAUAUAUUCAUAGAUAUUUGAAGCCUCACUGCCUGGUAUGUCAGGAGGGACAAGAUGCUUCUGCAGAGUGGAAUAGAGGUGUUACCAGCCCUCCUCUCCCAGGCACCCUCCUCAUUUGUCAAGUCAGGUGACCCCCACACCCUUUCCCUCACUUAAGUAAAUGUAAAAUACACCCUGGUGUGGUGGGGCUGGUAAGGGUACAGGGCAGACAGAACCUAGACUGCUGUGGUUUCUUAAAUGGCUGCAACUCCAGCCAAGGAUCUUUCUCAUUCUUCCUGGAAAGGAGGGAAAAGACCUCAAUUUAAUAAAUAUUUAUCAUUGGAAUUUCUUAAUACACUUAAUGUUUGGCUUGUAAAAUAGAAAGCCUUGUUCAUUGUUAUCCCAGAUAACAUUUUGAGGAGAUGUAAGGUAGCACAAGAACUAGCUUUAGGUUUUUGCUGUUCCCUUCUCCCUUCACAUCUGCUUCGACUCAAAUUUCAGUUCUUACAUAACACAUAUAUUGCAAAUAUUAAGCUGUAAUCAUGGAAAUUGGGUUUCCGAAAAACACCUUGUGAAUUUUUUUUUUUUUCCACUUGGGGGAGAAAAUUUCAACUUAGAGAAAGGAUGCGAGAAAAGCCUAAUGAAUACCCAAGAUUUACCCAGUGUUAUUAUUUUGUCACAAAAGCUAAUACAUUAUGUUUGAGAUUUAGAAAGCUGCAUUCUUAUAAUACGAAUUUCCUCCCUCCCUCCCUCUCAUCUUCUGUCUUCCUUCCCUCUCUUCCUUUCUUCAUUUUUCUGUCAGUAAAAAUGUUAUGGGGAUGGAUUAAAUUACAUCAAUAUUGUGACUUCUAGGCAUUCAGCUUCCUGGAGUUUGAGAUCUGUUGUUCUAUUUGGCUACAAGGCUGGAAUAGAAGGAAUCAUGUUUGUGAUAACUGCCAGAUUGAAUAUCUCCUGCACCAAGUAUGCACGAUAUAUUAUCUCUAAUCCUAACAGUGACUGUGCAAAUCAGGGUCUCAUCACUGCCAAUUUACAUAUUUGGUAACUGACACUCAGAGAGAUUGAGUCACUCAGCCUCUCUGGUAAACACUGAUCUGUCUUUUUGACUACAAAGCUUUUUUUCACAAAGGUUUUGGGGGAUCUUCCGAGGGAUAUCUUAAUGCAAAUAUAUGGAAAGUUUUAGUUUCUAGGAGAGUUGCUAUGUUAAUUUCAGGUAAUUUCCUUCAACCAAGGAGGUAGAGGGGCAAAGGAAGAGGGAUUUUUAUGGAAACCGCAGUCAGGAUUUUAGUGACAGAAUCUAAAGAUGAACUAACCAACUCCGAGCCGGAGAAAACUCUUUUCCAGAUGGCCUCUUACUAGCCAUCUAUGGUAGAACAAUUCACCUUGACUUAUUUGUGAAAUGAAGGAAAUUAGUACCUUUGUACCUAUUUUGUGUGUGUGUGUAUGGUGAGACUCAAUUUUGCGAGUUGUGAGUAUUUUUAGGAAUAAAAGAAAUGGAUGUGUCAUUUUAUCUGUUAAUGGGAAGGAGGGAAAGAGAGGGAAAAAAGAAAGGGAGAGAGUUGCAGGGCAUUUUAUCUAUAGGAGAGAGGGAGGGUGAAAGAUUUAGGCAGGACGACAAAUAAAAAGAGGCUUAGUUUCCUGAGACUGUCGGGGAAGUUGACAGAAACUUACACUCAAGGGAAAGAAGAAAGCUCUCUCAGAGAAUUCAAGUAGUUGCCAGGUCCGGUGAACCCAUGUCCAGAAUUUUCCUCCGCAUGGCUGCAGGAGGAGGACGGGUUAGCUUGAGACCCUCAACAAACUUCUUUCCAGGCUGUGGGGCACCCUGGCGUGCGCUCUGGCUUCCAAGGCACCCAAGUUGUCCCCCGCUUCCCCGGGGCUGCCCGGAUCAGGAUUUAGAAAGCCGUGCGCCCCACGGACGGUAAGGAUCUCCAAGUUAACAAUUCUCUGAGGUCUUUGACCAGCUUCUUCUGAAUGUUUCUGCGGCACUAGGUGCCCACCCGCGCGCCAGGGCAUUAUACAGCACCUUGUGGGGUGGCUCCUCAGCGUGGGGUGCCCGCGUCCACAGCUGUGAACCAGUAUGUGCAGGUGAACCCCCGCACAGUGGCUCCCGGGCAGCCAACAGAGCUUCAGAGGCGGUGAUCUUGGUGAUGCGAUGUCGGCUCCCUUUCAUCAUUUACAUUUCUACUGCUAUUUGGCCAAUAAAUAACAAGAAUAAAACGUAUACGUAUUUUUGUCUUCGCGCUCUCGGGAUCGUGGCAGGUCUUUUAGAGAAGAGGAGAAAUAAAUGAAGAGAAACCACGGCGGUCCUAGCGGCUGCUCUGGGGACCCCUGAAACCAGUAGCUUAGAUGACCGGACCCUUGGGCCCGGUCAUCUAAAACCAGGGGUUACAAGUCCCACCGACCCGGGAGAGAGACGUCCAGGCUUCUCCCUCGCGGGGUCGGGCCCCUCAGCCAAGAGUGGCGCUGGCCGGGCUCCAGACGCGGGAAGGUGCCAAGCCCAGCGCACUUCGCUCUGGCGAUGCGCGCGGACGCCCGGGGCGCGCUCGAUCCGCCCUGCUUGGCUGGAGCGCGCGAGGCGGCGCGCGCCGUCCCCGGGGACAGCCGGGAGGCCGACCGGCUAGCUGGAGAGGCGAGAGCUCGGCGUCCGGCGGCGGGCUGGCGUGCUUCUAGCCGCCUCACGCGGUUGCACUGCGCUGCGGGGCGCCGGGCCCCGGACUCUGAGGGUGCGCGGUGACGGGUGGCACACACCGUGCCCGGGAGCGGCGGGCAUAGCUCCCCGGACCACCCGCGCGCCAAGCGGCUCCAGACGGCCGGGAGACGCCCCCUGGCCCCCACCCCAGAGUGGCCCGGACGGGCGAGCAGGACCCGCGGGAGGAGGAGGAGGCGGCGCCGCCGGGACUGCCUCCCCCCCCCCCCCUCGCGUCUCCUCCCCGCGCCACCGGGAAGGACAAGGGGACUGGGCACGGGGACCCCGGCCAGUGAGCGCCCGUGCCCCGGGGCCGCCCCUCGCGCGCUCUCUCCCGCCGCGAGCCCGGGCCGGUCUCGCCUCGCAUGGUGCUGGCCGCAGCCAUGAGCCAGGACGCUGAGCCCAGCGGCCCCGAGCAACCGGACAGAGAUGCCCGCAGCGUGCCCGGUGCCCCGGCGCCCCCGGCGCCCCCAGGCCCACGAGGGAUGCAGCCGCCGCCACCACCGCCGCCGCCGCCGCCGCCUCCGCCCCAAGCCGGCCUACCCCAGAUCAUCCAAAAUGCUGCCAAGCUCCUGGACAAGACCCCGUUCUCUGUCAGUAACCCGAACCCGCUGCUUCCUUCGCCUGCUAGCCUCCAACUGGCUCAGCUGCAAGCUCAGCUCACCCUCCACCGGCUGAAGCUGGCACAGACGGCUGUCACCAACAACACCGCGGCCGCCACGGUCCUGAACCAGGUCCUCUCCAAAGUGGCCAUGUCCCAGCCUCUCUUCAACCAGCUGAGGCAUCCGUCCAUGAUCAGCCCCCACGGCCACACGGGGGUGCCCCACGCCACGACCGUGCCCAGCACCCGGUUUCCCUCUAAUGCCAUCACCUUCUCAGCUGGGCAGACACGAGGCCCAGGGCCCUCAGUGAACCUUCCCAGCCAGCCCCAUACCAUGGUGAUGCACCCUUUCAGUGGGGUCAUGCCCCAGACCCCUGCCCAGCCAGCGGUCAUCCUGGGCAUUGGCAAGACAGGGCCCGCCCCUGCUGCAGCGGGCUUCUAUGAGUAUGGCAAAGCCACCUCGGGCCAGGCAUAUGGCUCUGAAACUGACAGUCAGCCCAGCUUCCUGCCAGCCUCGGCCUCUACCUCGGGCAGCGUGACCUAUGAAGGGCACUACAGCCACUCAGGGCAAGACAGCCAAGCUGCCUCCAAGGACUUCUACGGACCCACCUCCCAAGGGUCACAGGUGGCUGGCACCUUUGCGGCCGACACGGCCGGGGGCUUGAAAGGCGAGGUAGGUCCACUGCUGCAGGGUCCAAACAGCCAGUGGGAGAGCCCCCACGGAUUCUCUGGUCAAAGCAAGCCUGAUCUUACAGCAGCCCCCAACCUGUGGCCUCCACACCCUAGCCAGCCCUAUGAGCUCUAUGACCCCGAGGAGCCCACCCCAGACAGGACCCCUCCUUCUGGGGGUCGGCUCAACCACAGCAAACAGGGUUUCAGUGGAGCCCGGCGGCGGGCCAAGGAGGAGCAGGCGGUGCUGUCCAUGCGGCCCCUGCAGGUGCAGGAGCUGAAUGACUUUCACGGUGUGGCCCCCCUCCACCUGCCGCACAUCUGUAGCAUCUGCGACAAGAAGGUGUUUGAUCUGAAGGACUGGGAGCUGCACGUAAAAGGGAAGCUACACGCUCAGAAAUGCCUGCUCUUCUCUGAAAACACUGGUGUCCGGUGUGUACUUGGUCCAGCUGAAGGGACACUGUGUGCCUCCCCCAACAGCACAGCGGUUUAUAACCCUGCUGGGAACGAAGAUUAUGCCUCAAAUCUUGGAACCUCAUAUGCAGCCCUUCCUGCGAGGACUUUUACUCAGUCAAAUCCCGCAUUCCCUUCUGCGUCCCCAGGGAUGAAUUUUGUACAGCGGAAACCGGGUGCUGGCCGCGUGGUACACAUCUGCAAUCUGCCCGAGGGAAGCUGCACUGAGAAUGACGUCAUUAACCUGGGGCUGCCCUUUGGGAAGGUCACUAAUUACAUCCUCAUGAAGUCCACUAAUCAGGCCUUUUUAGAGAUGGCUUACACAGAGGCUGCCCAGGCCAUGGUCCAGUAUUACCAAGAAAAAUCUGCAAUGAUCAAUGGCGAGAAGUUGCUCAUUCGGAUGUCCAAGAGAUACAAGGAAUUGCAGCUGAAGAAACCUGGGAAAACUGUGGCUGCCAUCAUCCAGGACAUCCAUUCCCAGAGGGAGAGAGACAUGUUCCGGGAAGCAGACAGAUACGGCCCAGAAAGGCCACGAUCUCGAAGUCCAGUGAGCCGGUCACUGUCCCCGAGGUCCCACACUCCGAGCUUCACCUCCUGCAGUUCUUCCCACAGCCCCCCGGGCCCCUCCCCUGACUGGGGCAACGGCCGGGACUCGUGGGAGCACUCUCCCUACGCCAGGAGAGAGGAGGAACGAGGCCCGGCACCUUGGAGGGAGAACGGGGAGGACAAGAGGGACAGGACAGACAUGUGGGCACAUGACCGCAAACACUACCCCCGGCAAGUGGACAAAACUGAGUUAGACGAGCGCCUGGAAGGAGGGAGGGGCUAUCGAGAAAAGCACCCAAGGUCUGGGUCCCCCAGCUCGCUCCACUCUGUGUCGGGCUACAAAAGCCGAGAGGAUGGCUACUACCGGAAGGAGCCCAAGGGCAAAUCGGACAAGUAUCUAAAGCAGCAGCAGGAAGCCCCUGGGAGGUCCAGGAGGAAAGACGAGGCCAGGCUGCGGGAUGGCAGACACCCCUACCCCGACGACUCGGGCAAGGAGGAUGGGCUGGAGGCCAAGGGCACCAAGUCUAAGCAGAGUGAGAAAAACAGAACCAAGAGACCUGACAGAGACCAGGAGGGAGCUGACGACAGAAAAGAGAGCAGGAUGGCGGAGAGUGAGGCUGGAAAAGAGGAACAGGACAGCAUGGAAGAGAGCCCCUCAUCAGUGGGCAGGCAGGAGAAAGAAACAGAGUCCUCUGAUGCAGAGAACACAAGGACAAGGAAGGAGCAAGACUCAGAGAGCGGAAGUGAGGCAGAGGGGGAGAGCUGGUACCCCACAAACAUGGAGGAGCUGGUGACGGUGGACGAGGUCGGGGAGGAAGAAGAUUUUAUCAUGGAACCGGACAUCCCAGAACUGGAAGAAAUUGUACCCAUUGACCAGAAGGACAAAAUCUGUCCAGAAAUUUGUCCCUGUGUGACAACCACCUUAGAGCUGGACUUAGCCCAAGAUUUCACCAAGGAGGGGGUCAAGACCAUAGGUAACGGGGCAACGGAAAUCAGCCUCAAGUCGCCCAAAGAACCACCUUCUGCUUCCACGAGCUGCCCCAGUGACAUGGACGUGGAAAUGCCUGGCCUAAAUCUGGAUGCUGAGCGGAAGCCAGCUGAAUGCGAGACAGGCCUCUCACUGGAGGGUUCAGGUUGCUACGAGCAGCAGGCAAAGGGAGCAGAGAGUUCAGAUGUUUGUCUGGCCCCUAUGCUCGAGCAAAUGUCUUCCCCCAAGCCAGCAGAGGAGAGGGCCUGGCAGCCUGGCCCAUUUCUCGAUGAUGGCAAGGUCGGGGGGACCCCCGAAGACGGGGCUGCUGAAGGCCGCCCCCUGGAGGAGAAAGCCAGCACUCCCACCGAAACUGACCUCCAAAGCCAGGCUUGCCAAGGAGUGUCGACCCAGGAAAACUCCGGGUAUGUGGAAAUGAAAUCACUGGAUGCGAGGUCACCGGAAUACACUGAAGUGGAGCUGAAACAGCCCCUUUCUUUGCCUUCCUGGGAACCAGAGGAUGUCUUCAGUGAACUUAGCAUUCCUCUAGGCGUGGAGUUCGUGGUACCCAGGACUGGCUUUUACUGCAAGCUGUGUGGGCUGUUCUACACAAGCGAGGAGAUGGCAAAGAUGAGCCACUGUCGCAGUGCCGUCCACUAUAGGAACCUACAGAAGUACUUGUCCCAGCUGGCCGAGGAGGGCCUGAAGGAGACCGAGGGGGCAGGCAGCCCAAGGCCCGAGGACAGCGGAAUCGUGCCGCACUUUGAAAGGAAAAAGCUCUGACAUCUCUGCUGCUGCUGGAAGUAGGGCAAGGAGGGCCAGCGGUGGAGGGGCCUUCCUGACCUCCAGGACAGGAACUCAGGCAGCCACGCCACCUGAUGUGUCCUCAGAGUCAUGUGAAGCGCCCCUCGAGCGUCUCCCAGCGCCCUCACCCUGGUGUGUCCAUCUGCUGAGGGGCACCCACUCCCUCCCCGCCCUCGUUUUCCUUCAAACCAUCUUUCGAUUUGCUUCUCUCUCUUCCUCCCCAUCCCCCUCUCCCUCCUUCUGUGCCCAGGGUCAUUGCCUUUUCAUAAAAUCCAACUUCUCAGGGAUUUUCACCAUGUUCAAAUUCUCGAUGGGAUAGGAUGGGCCAAGCCAGGCUGAGUCUUCCAAAGAAAAGAUCUCACGGGGAUUCCAGGGCCGAGAACCGAGUCAGUGAACCCAGAACAGUUUCUCUGCCUGGCAUCCUGGGGUUCACUGAGCCUGGUUUGCUCAGUCUGGACAGUCCUGGAAGGGGGCACCCUACGCAGUUGGUGGGCAGCAGCCAAGAGUUCCUCCAGCUGGGACACCUUUUUGAAAAGCUCUGAUUCUCAUAACUCUUUUGUCCUCUCAAUUCAUGCCUUAAAAUUGAAUGAAUUUUACAGAGGUGAAAAGGAGUCCUUCAUUUUGGAAGCUCUGAUAAGUUCCCCUCAAAUGUACUUCCCUCCCGUUGAUUUCAGGAGAUGCUCCAGUUUGUUCUGCUCUGAAUGUUGAAUUUGGUCUGGAUUCACUUUAAAAGUGGAGACAGAAGCACCUUCCCCUUCUAGCUGAAACAGCAGUCAAUCAAGGCUUCAGUUGAAGGUCGGCCUCCUAGCUGUGCAUGGUUGGCUUGAAAGACACUUAAACAAGGACAUGGCAUCUGUCCUUGACUAGCCCUUGGUCCUGCACUCUGGGCUCCAGCAGCCUCACGGUGGGAUAGUCUCUUAAACGGGGAGACUAUCUUAGAGGGAGGGGAAGCCAAAGAGAGAGAAGGCUGCAAGACUGGGGGGUGGGGGGGCGGCAUUUGAGGGUUGCCAGGUGUUUGUAGGUGGGCCUUUUCCAAUUGCACAGAAGGUCAAGGCCAUGUCAGGGUUGACUGCAGUGCAGACUUUGAUGUUAAAUGUUAUGAAGCACAGAGCCCCUUCCCAUUGGGCUGUGCAAUGCUGAAGGUCAGUCAGUGCCUUCAGGCCCGGGACAGGCUGCAGGGUCUCUAGUCUGAUGUCCAUUGGAAGGGUUUGGGGAAAGGUACUGGGGAAACAAGAUUCAGCUGCAGGCCUGGAGAAAACUCUGAGAAGGUCAGAGGAGAGGCUGGUGCUGCUUGCUCAGGCUGACAUACCCGCCUGGAGGCGGCCACCCUGGCUCAGCCCCUAGAAAGUGGUUCCUGUUAUUUCUCUUCCUGACUACAGGCCGGUAGACAAGGACGAGAUUGUAUUUUUAUUUUAAUGUUUUGCUUUAUUCUUUUUAAUGGUAACUAAGUCCAUACUGUACAUCCUGUCCUCUGCACUAAAGGCAGAAAGGUAGAGGGAGAGGUUAUCUGAAUUUGACACUGACAUUUUAUCAGUGAGGAAACCGAGGUGCAGAAAGGGAGCUAAAAUCGAUCACGUGAUUUUAACAGGCUAAUAGCGUGUAAACUUGGGGCAGGUAGACACCAGCAAGGAGAGAACUGUUGAGAACUUGGGAGAGAGAAGAAUUCGGGCAAGCACCAGAGGCAAACAGACCAGCUUGGUCAGGUGUAGGGAGAGCCUGCAGGUGGCAGAAAACCUGAACUUGGCAUCUGGGCAGCUGAGGGGGCCUCAGCAAGGUUAGUGUCUCAGAGUAGUUUGAAAAUGGUGACCCAGCCAGACCUGGGCCCCUGGCCGAUUCCUCUGGUUUUUUUCCUGCUGAUCUGGAAACCAGCCUUUUCCAUUUCUCAGAAAAACCCUUGACCCUGUGUGUCUUUCUUCCCAGUGGAGGGAAGUCAAGGGUCAGCUCUCUGGGCCUCCUCACUGAACCUUGCUGGGAAAAGCCUACUGCCUCCAUUAGAGGCUAAAACUGCAUUUUCAGAGAGGCUGGGCAUCUUUUCUCCCAUUAAAGUGGAAGCUGACCCUGCCAGCUCAUCCCUCCAGCCGUGUUUCCAUGGAAACCUGGAUGGCUGUUCAAACAGCCGUAUUCCCUAGUAAUGUAAUGGCUCCCUUGCUGAGAGAUUGACCUUCUCCGUAUUUUAAAGCUGGAAAAUGGUCCUGGGAAGGAAAGAGAAUUGGCUGUUUGCAUUCAAUCAGAACCUUCAGUUUAAAAAAAAUAAUCUAAGAUCCUAUUUUUGUGUGUAUAUAUAUUUAUUUUUAUUUAUUUUUAUACAACUCCAUUGGCAUAGUUUCACCCACUCUAUAAUUUGCAUUUUUUAUCCCUACGUGUGUCAUACACAAUGCAGCAUUAAAAGCAACCAGGAAAAUAUUGAUUUAUUUUUUAAAGCUUUUCUUCUGUGUUUGUUAACCAUUUCAAAAUGUCUCCCCCAAAAGGUUCUUGGAGAGCAGCCGCUUUUCAUUCAUAUCCUGGGUUAAUAUGACAAAAGGCCGGUGUACUUUUCUCUUUAUUGUAAACACCUGAAAUAAAGCCUAUCCAGAGUUUAUUCCUGAAGAAUUUGGUAAAUUUGAUGUUGGCGUGAGCAGCAGCCGUUAGUAUCAGGGUUUCCCUUGACAGUCUGAGGCUGUGAUCUGCUGGAUUAUCCUGGAACUGGACCACAGUUUGAUUUUUGAGCUUAUGAGAAAAAGAAAAACAUUAGUUCAUUAAGUUUGAAUUUGUAAAGUAUUGGAAUUUGUUGAGUGUCCUAUAUAUAAGUCGUCACCACUUUUCCUGAUCUGUAUAACUGACCGCAAGUGUUUGUUUUUACAAAAGGAAAAAAAAUGAUUUUUAAUAAAGAGAAUUUGAAAGCUUG
Messenger RNA from Sus scrofa (pig), 10946 nucleotides. RefSeq names its product RNA binding motif protein 20 (gene RBM20). Lineage: Eukaryota; Metazoa; Chordata; Mammalia; Artiodactyla; Suidae. The record is from RefSeq and is a predicted model, not a curated record. Gene Ontology annotation, molecular function: RNA binding; zinc ion binding. Gene Ontology annotation, cellular component: nucleus.